Pongo pygmaeus (Bornean orangutan) is the source of this 1265-nucleotide messenger RNA. It is a transcript of the gene CEBPD, whose product is annotated as CCAAT enhancer binding protein delta. NCBI's taxonomy places the organism in Eukaryota, Metazoa, Chordata, Mammalia, Primates, Hominidae. The coding region runs from base 61 to 870 and encodes 269 amino acids. The transcript has a single exon. Gene Ontology annotation, biological process: regulation of cell differentiation; DNA-templated transcription; regulation of transcription by RNA polymerase II. The record is from RefSeq and is a predicted model, not a curated record. Gene Ontology annotation, molecular function: RNA polymerase II cis-regulatory region sequence-specific DNA binding; DNA-binding transcription factor activity, RNA polymerase II-specific.
GGGGCUGGGCCCAGCGAGGUGACAGCCGCGUUUGGACGCAGAGCCCGGCCCGACGCCGCCAUGAGCGCCGCGCUCUUCAGCCUGGACGGCCCGGCGCGCGGCGCGCCCUGGCCUGCGGAGCCUGCGCCCUUCUACGAACUGGGCCGAGCGGGCAAGCCGGGCCGCGGGGCCGAGCCGGCGGCCCUAGGCGAGCCAGGCGCCGCCGCCCCCGCCAUGUACGACGACGAGAGCGCCAUCGACUUCAGCGCCUACAUCGACUCCAUGGCCGCCGUGCCAACCCUGGAGCUGUGCCACGACGAGCUCUUCGCAGACCUCUUCAACAGCAAUCACAAGGCGGCCGGCGCGGGGCCCCUAGAGCUUCUUCCCGGCGGCGCCGCGCGCCCCUUGGGCCCGGGCCCUGCCGCUCCGCGCCCGCUCAAGCGCGAGCCCGACUGGGGCGACGGCGACGCGCCCGGUUCGCUGUUGCCCGCGCAGGUGGCCGCGUGCGCACAGACCGUGGUGAGCCUGGCGGCCGCAGGGCAGCCCACCCCGCCCACGUCGCCGGAGCCGCCGCGCAGCAGCCCCGGGCCGACCCCCGCGCCCGGCCCCGCCCGGGAGAAGAGCGCCGGCAAGAGGGGCCCGGACCGCGGCAGCCCCGAGUACCGGCAGCGGCGCGAGCGCAACAAUAUCGCCGUGCGCAAGAGCCGCGACAAGGCCAAGCGGCGCAACCAGGAGAUGCAGCAGAAGCUGGUGGAGCUGUCGGCCGAGAACGAGAAGCUGCACCAGCGCGUGGAGCAGCUCACGCGGGACCUGGCCGGCCUCAGGCAGUUCUUCAAGCAGCUGCCCAGCCCGCCCUUCCUGCCGGCUACCGGGACAGCAGACUGCCGGUAACGCGCGGCCGGGGCGGGAGAGACUCAGCAACGACCGAUACCUCAGACCCGAAGGCCCAGAGCGGAGCGCGCCCUGCCCUGGCGCAGCCAGAGCCGCCGGGUGCCCGCUGCAGUUUCUUGGGACAUAGGAGCGCAAAGAAACUACAGCCUGGACUUACCACCACUGAACUGCGAGAGAAGCUAAACGUGUUUAUUUUCCCUUAAAUUAUUUUUGUAAUGGUAGCUUUUUCUACAUCUUACUCCUGUUGAUGCAGCUAAGGUACAUUUGUAAAAAGAAAAAACAGACUUUUCAGACAAACCCUUUGUAUUGUAGAUAAGAGGAAAAGACUGAGCAUGCUCACUUUUUUAUAUUAAUUUUUACAGUAUUCGUAAGAAUAAAGCAGCAUUUGAAAUCGC